AAAGGGAGCCGGGGGCUGUCUCCAGCAGAGGUCAGUGCCCACUGCGCUUACAGCCUGAGGGUAGAGAAAGGGGAGCUGGUGGAAAAGUACCAAGAAGGUCACUGGCUGGGAAAAGUUUCUGGUGGGUCGCUGGGCAAAUAAGGAAGAUAAGCCGUGGGUAGGUCACUCCGCUGCUCAACUGUCCUUGGUCGCUGCUGGUGGCGGUGGGGGUUAUUCCAGUAAGCCACCUGGGAGGGGGAGGGGGUCUGCCCUUAUGUUCGCCCUGACCAAUACCUCCAGAAAAAAGAAAAGGCACCCCCCUCACAGCACUGGACAAAGCUCUUUUCAUCCCUUAUUAAGACACCCUGGGAGCCCAGUGUGAUCCCAGCACACGGGAGACUGAGGCAGGAGGAUCGGGAGUUGGAGGCCGGCCUGCGCUACACUGCGAGACCCUGUCUCAAAAAUAAACACGCAAACAGCAAAGUAAAAAUGAGAAAGAAAUGAAAGAUUCCUUGGCUUGGGGGAAUAAAAAAGCCACAAGUGGGAUUGCAACAUCACAAGUCCCAAGCCGCUGACGGCGCGCACUUCCGGGGUUCUCCGCUGGGCGUCCCACCUCUGUCCGGCCGCGUCCUCUCCUUCCUCCCUGGAAUCUACUAAGGGGCGUCGCGACGGCCUUCGUAUCCUCCACGUGGAGCCCAAGGCCGCCACAGUCACCGCCAUCAAGCACCGUUCACGCCCACCGUCACCAUCACACCCAGCGCCGCCGACCACGCCCGCGCAAGCCGGAAGUCACCCGGACAAGUAAAGAAAAGGACCGGAUGUUCCGUCUUUCCCUCACGGAAAAAAAGGUGGCCCGAAGGGUCAAUUUAGGGCUGGCCAUUUUACCGCGUGAAUCGCCUUGUGAGGCCCGUCGUUGAAUGUCAUUGGGACCCCCAGCAGGAAUGGCAGCCCCGUCCAUGAAGGAAAGGCAGGCUUGCUGGGGAGCCCGCGACCUUUACUGGCAGUGUCUGGACGAAAACGCCGAGGACGCGUCCCGGUGCCAGCAACUGAGGAGCUCCUUCGAGUCGAGCUGUCCCCAGCAGUGGAUAAAGUAUUUCGAUAAAAGAAGAGACUAUUUAAAAUUCAAGGAAAAAUUUGAAGCAGGACAAUUCCAGUCUUCGAGAUCAACGGCGAAUUCCUAGGCUGCUUCCAACCUUUUCACACAGGUUGAAAUGCUUCUUUCUGGACAUUCAGAGGUGCUUAGCUGGUUCUGGGACAGCGGCUGUGUGAGUCAUGGGUCACAUUGAUGCUGCUCCCGUGAGCAGCACUGGUAAAAUGACCAAGGAAGAGAGGAGCCCACAUUCACACUGUGAAGAACCCAAUAUACUUGUAUUCAACAGCUUUAAGAAAUCUGUUUUAAGAAAAAAAGAAAAUUAAAGCCUAUUAUA
Messenger RNA from Castor canadensis (American beaver), 1406 nucleotides. It is a transcript of the gene Coa6, whose product is annotated as cytochrome c oxidase assembly factor 6. Gene Ontology annotation, cellular component: mitochondrion. Lineage: Eukaryota; Metazoa; Chordata; Mammalia; Rodentia; Castoridae. Gene Ontology annotation, biological process: mitochondrial ATP synthesis coupled electron transport; respiratory chain complex IV assembly. The record is from RefSeq and is a predicted model, not a curated record.